This is a messenger RNA of Anopheles cruzii, 2727 nucleotides long. Its product is annotated as ATP-dependent DNA/RNA helicase DHX36-like. The transcript has 2 exons. NCBI's taxonomy places the organism in Eukaryota, Metazoa, Arthropoda, Insecta, Diptera, Culicidae. The coding region runs from base 1 to 2727 and encodes 908 amino acids. Gene Ontology annotation, cellular component: intracellular anatomical structure. Gene Ontology annotation, molecular function: RNA binding. The record is from RefSeq and is a predicted model, not a curated record.
AUGGUCCAGUACGUUCUGGAGUACUGCCAGACGCACUCGGAACGGUGCCGAACGGUUUGCGUUCUGCCUGACGACCUGAGAGUGUUGCUGACUGCGGACACGAUUGCCCAGGAGCGUGCGGAAACCGUGGGCAAAACGGUCGGAUAUGAUAUCGGCAUCAGUAACCGACUCAGCCACGUUUCGAACGUUGCGGUGUGCUCCAUUCGGACACUGCUGUCCAAUCUUAUGGCGCCCACGGGUAACGCACUGUUCGCGGUGUUUACUCACCUAAUCGUGGACGAUGUCGGUCAGUGCUCGGUUGGCAUGGACUUGCUCCUGUCUCUGUUGAAAGAAAAGCAUCACUUCCACCCAACACUGAAGUUGCUACUACUAUCGUCCAAGGCACAAGUGACUAAAGUCGCCGGGUACUUCGGGGCGUCAGUGUUGUCCGUUCCGGAAUCAACCUCUACGAGGAGUCUGCAGGAUUCACACCCAGUCGUCGCCCAGAAUGUUUAUUUGGCCACAAUUCUAGCCGAAGUUUCCACCAACAGAGUGAUCACGAAACUGAAGCAAGCUCCGCAAGGUUGGGAUUUGUACAAGGUAGCUGAUCAUUACGCUCCCCAGCGGUACCAGUAUAUCGAUGACAGUGGCACAGAGUAUUUGGACGGGCUUCUGGAAGACUAUUGGUAUUCACCAAAGACGACACCGAACGAUUUCGACGUACUCUGUAAAAAUCCCUUUCUGGUGGACUACCAGCACUCGCGCACCCGAAUGUCCGCGCUCAUGAUUGCGGCUAGCAAAGGAUCUCUUCCGGACGUUAGUGUAUUGCUAAGCUUGGGUGCCAACCUCUUCGUGCGGGGCAAGCACGAUCUCCGGGCCAAGGAUUGGUGUGCCGAUGAGGCCAACAGUCCUUGCUGGAAGCUCAUGGAUCUCUGCUACGAGCAACACUGCGACCAACCUCCGAAGAUUCGGCUAGAGACCUCCCUACUGUGGUUAUAUCAAAGGAUUCACAAUCCUUACUCGAUCGACCGCCAGAUGGUGGUGGACAUUGUUGAGUACAUCUACACAAAUUUGGACCACGGAAAGAUACUCGUAGUACUACCAGAGUUCACCGAUGUCCUCGGAUGCUACAAACUACUGCGGGCGUCCAGCAGUGUACCGACGCGAGAACAAUCAUUCGUGUUCUGCCACAGCCAGUUGACGGAGGACGAAAUUAUGUUGGAGUUUGGAAGGAUCGGUGACUCAAUUUUUCAGGUUAUUCUCUUGGAAGAGCAACUUUUCGAAGCUCUACCUACCAUGGAUGCUGUCGACUACGUUAUCGAUACGGGAUUGAGCACAUUCCGGGAUUACAAUGUAUCGAGAAAUUCGCACUCAAUGGCGUUCACAUUCAUACCACUGGAAACGGCCUUCGUUCGGAGUGGGCUCGCCAAACGGAUUUGCUUCCAUCUGUACUCGUGCGAGCAGCAGGAACGGAUGGCAACGAAGAAAGCAACGAAUCGCCGCAUUACCGCACGACCAGAAGAAACGCUACACGCCUUGCUGUGUCGCCCUAGCUCGGCUCCGCCGGUUGUUCAGUUUUUCAGCAACGCGCUCAUUGACGCACCGGAUGCCAAUGUGAAGCGAUCGUUAGAGCUUCUGACGAAGAUCGGUGCAAUCACCGCGGUGGAUCUGGCCCCAACCAACCUGGGACUGUUGGUGGCUAACCUGUGCUCCAGUGUGCAGCUCGGUAAAACCAUUCUAUACGCCAUCAUGUUUCGGUGUCUCGAUCCCGUGCUGACGAUAGUGGCCAGCCUCUGCGCGGGCACCAGUCCGUUCGUUGAGCCGGCGGAUAAAAUGCAACGUAAAGUGAUCGCCGGGAUCAAGAAGGGUCUCGAUCAUGGCACGCAAAGCGAUUGCUUCGUGCUGCUGCGUCUGUUUUUGCUCUGGAACACGGCCAAGCUGAACGAUGAAUCAAUGGUGAAACAGUAUCGUUUGAGGUGGGGAGCCAUGCAGGCCAUCAACAACACCCGUGUCAUGCUGAUGAGUCAUCUGCGCGCGAUCGACAUCGUCAAAGUGGGCGGCGAAACGAACGUUAACGUACUGAACGAAAAUUCGGGAAAUUGGAGCACGGUCAAAGCGUGCCUUGCCGCGGGGUUGUAUCCGAACGUGGCAAAGGUGGACUACGCGAAGAAAUGCCUCGUCUGCUGCAGCGAGGCCGGGCACAAUCUGGAGCCGCAUCCGCUGUCCGUGAUCAACGUGGAAGAAAUGGCGUCCGCGUGGGCCGUGUACGUGUACAAGUUGGAUCCUAGUCCCUGUUGGCAGGUUGACGAUGGCUCCCAGAACUGUACUCCGGCGAUGACUCAGAUGGUCGAAAACACCGUCAUUUCGAACUGGACAAUGGCGCUAAUGUGUGGAAACCCUCCGACCGGCCUCGGGAAACUCAUUGAAUCCUCGCAGAGCGAUGAACUGAUUAUCGACCGAAAGUACGUAUUUCAGAUGCCGGGUCCUGCCCUCGACAAAGUACGGUACCUUCGCCGUUCGCUUACGCACCUUUUCCACAAAUUUACCGAGAAACCAUCGGCGGUGCUGGAGGAUCCCGUGGCAAAACAGACGACCGCGAAGAUCAGUGAGAUACUGCACAACGAAGAGGUGCGUCGAAUUUCGUUCAACACCGGAACUCGUCCAAAAAUAGUUAAGAAAUGUAUGCUCGGCGUCUACUCAAUGACAAACAGCGCUACGAUCGACAGCGUCGGAACCAACGGACCCUGA